Messenger RNA from Penicillium macrosclerotiorum, 1905 nucleotides. Its product is annotated as fungal specific transcription factor domain-containing protein. Gene Ontology annotation, molecular function: transcription cis-regulatory region binding; DNA-binding transcription factor activity, RNA polymerase II-specific. The transcript is spliced from 2 exons. The record is from RefSeq and is a predicted model, not a curated record. The coding region runs from base 1 to 1905 and encodes 634 amino acids. Gene Ontology annotation, biological process: regulation of DNA-templated transcription. Gene Ontology annotation, cellular component: nucleus. Lineage: Eukaryota; Fungi; Ascomycota; Eurotiomycetes; Eurotiales; Aspergillaceae.
AUGACCAAACUAAAGCGGGCCAGGACCGAUGUUGAUUCGGAGCCACUGCCGGAGCAAAGCUUAGACGCAGCCAACGAUCUCUCCAAUGGGAGGGAUCCAGCCGUGCUCGAUAUUUUGCCGGGGAUUACCCGUAAAAUCACUGCGUGUGGAGCAUGCUCGAGUCUUCAAAGAAACACUGAGCUCCUCCAACAUGAUGUUCGUGAUAUUCAUGCACUUCUCGACACCGUCUGUCAGCAUCUAAGUUUGCCUCGACCUCAAGCCCUCCGAACAGGGGGUGAAUCGUCUGAGAACGAGCCUAGAGAAGACCUUGACGAUUUGAAUGGGGACCAAGCGGACCUUGAAGGAUGUGAAAUAUCGCCGCCUGAUACCCCAUCCGCGGUCCAGGCCCCUAUUGACACGUUCCUCGAUAUCGCUAAGCUGGGCAGCCCUGGAUCGUCCGACAAUACUCCACCAAGUAUGACACGGCAGAAGAGCCUUAUUGUACCCCAAGAUCUCAUCAGUAAAGGCGUCACCACCUCAAUUGUGGCAGAGACUCUUGUGGAGCGAUAUUCCACUCGUUUAGACCCGUACCUCUAUGGAAUCUGUAGAGAAUAUCGCAGUUGGCAACAAAUCAGAAAAGCUUCACCUGUUUUGUUUGCGGCUGUCUGUACAGUUUCUGCAUUACAAGACCCGCAAGGCCAAGCAAUAUACGAGGCAUGUAAUCGUGAAUUUAGGCGCCUUGUAUCACGGUCGCUAUUCGAAAAACACGAUCUGGAAUAUGUGCGAGCCCUCAGUAUCAGUUCCUUUUGGCUCUCGGACGCGUCGAGGAUUUUAUCUAGCGAUGCUAUUCGCCGAUCUGCGGAUAUGCGUCUGCAUCGCAGUUUAAAUCAUUUGUCCAAUAUAAUAACUGACCCACAACUGAUGCCGCCAGCGACAACUGCCAGCUCGAGCACGAGUGAACUUGGUGCCAUAAAAGAUCGCCUGCGACUAUGGUAUCUCAUCUUCAUUUCCGACCAGCACCAAUCCAUUCUUCACAAUCGCGAUCCUCUCUUGCGCAGUGAUAAAGAGAUUUCCUUGAGCUGGGAGACCUUAGUUGCCCGUGACGACACCACCGACUCCGAUAUCCGAAUCAUUUCGCAGGUCGCCCUCCUUGUCAUAAUGAGUCAAGUUCGGGAUCUAUUAGGCUCUGACCAAGAGACACGUAUACCACAAUCUUCAUCAAGCCAGAUAACUCAUUACUCUCGGCAGCUCGACCGGUGGUUCAAUAAAUUUUCUGUUCUAUUCAAACCGGACCCUUUUAUUGGUGAUUUUCCUAAAUGUGGCCUCCAGCUACAUUAUCAUUUUGGUAAGCUUUACUUGGGACAUCAAGUUUUCAAAGGUCUCAAUGGCGAAGCUAUCCCGCUUUAUUUCCAAAAUGCAGCAAACAUGGCCCACGAAGCAGCCAUCGCUAUCUUCGAAAUGAUCUUACAUCAAGAGAAUCUUAGACACAACUUAGUGGGAAUGCCCCACUACUUCCAUAUUAUGAUUGCCUUCGCGGGUCACUUUUUACUCGAAGUCAGUAAAAACUACCAUGCACAGCUUUCAAUCGAGCCAGUUCAAGACUUCGAAUUGAUACGAAGAGUAUUGGAGGUGUUUCAAGAUAUUCCAACUAUUCAGCAACAUCCAAUAUGCCGCAUGACACCGGGUUUAACGCGAAAACUUCAUGAGUGUAUCGGCUCCUUGCAGAGAGAUGGGGAACAGAUAAUCCCCUCCCUCGCAACAACAUCAACAGACCUGAUUGGAUACCACAUACAUGGUGUGCAACGUCAAAUGCAUCAGCCACCCAGUUCCUUAUCCUUUCCCGGCGACUCACUUGUGACUCCUGUAGAUGACUUUCUAUUGACCGAUUUCGGAGAGUUUACGUUUCCGGGCAUGUCGUCUAACUGA